GUGAGAAUCGGUUUAUAAAAGGUUUUAAAACCAAACCGUGCACAGAUAGUUUUGUUUGUUGUGUUGUUAAGAGCCGCCACCACCACCUGCUUCUCUCUCUCUCUUUAACUCUCUCUAAACCCAUGGAUUCCGUUCGGCUUCCAACGGCGCCAUCCACUCUCCGUAGCCACAUUCCCCUGCCAUCAAAACCAGUGAUCGGAAUCACUCACUUCAACCGUUCUCGGAUCCCAGUAGCGGUUAUGUCACGAGACGAAACAUCUAUGGCUCCGCCGCCUCCCAAGGCUCCUUUGCCACGUCUUAAGGUCUCUCCUAAUUCGUUGCAAUACCCAGCCGGUUACCUCGGUGCGGUACCAGAACGUACGAAUGAGCCUGAGAACGGUAGUAUCGUCGAAGCUAUGGAGUAUUUGACGAAUAUACUGUCUACUAAGGUUUACGACAUCGCCAUUGAGUCACCACUUCAAUUGGCUAAGAAGCUAUCUAAGAGAUUAGGUGUUCGUAUGUAUCUUAAAAGAGAAGACUUGCAACCUGUAUUCUCGUUUAAGCUUCGUGGAGCUUACAAUAUGAUGGUGAAACUUCCAGCAGAUCAAUUGGCAAAAGGAGUUAUCUGCUCUUCAGCUGGAAACCAUGCUCAAGGAGUUGCCUUAUCUGCUAGUAAACUCGGCUGCACUGCUGUGAUUGUUAUGCCUGUUACAACUCCAGAGAUUAAGUGGCAAGCUGUAGAGAAUUUGGGUGCAACGGUUGUUCUUUUCGGGGAUUCGUAUGAUCAAGCACAAGCACAUGCUAAGAUACGAGCUGAAGAAGAGGGUCUGACGUUUAUACCACCUUUUGAUCACCCGGAUGUUAUUGCUGGACAAGGGACUGUCGGGAUGGAAAUCACUCGUCAGGCUAAGGGUCCAUUGCAUGCUAUAUUUGUGCCAGUUGGUGGUGGUGGUUUAAUAGCUGGUAUUGCUGCUUAUGUGAAGAGGGUUGCUCCCGAGGUGAAGAUCAUUGGUGUAGAACCAGCCGAUGCAAAUGCAAUGGCGUUGUCGCUGCAUCACGGUGAGAGGGUGAUAUUGGACCAGGUUGGGGGAUUUGCAGAUGGUGUAGCAGUUAAAGAAGUUGGUGAAGAGACUUUUCGUAUAAGCAGAAAUCUAAUGGAUGGUGUUGUUCUUGUCACUCGUGAUGCUAUUUGUGCAUCAAUAAAGGAUAUGUUUGAGGAGAAACGGAACAUAUUGGAACCAGCAGGGGCUCUUGCGCUCGCUGGAGCUGAGGCAUACUGUAAAUAUUAUGGCCUAAAGGACGUGAAUGUAGUAGCCAUAACCAGUGGUGCUAACAUGAACUUUGACAAGCUAAGGAUUGUGACAGAACUCGCCAAUGUCGGUAGGCAACAGGAGGCUGUUCUUGCUACACUCAUGCCGGAAAAACCUGGAAGCUUUAAGCAAUUCUGUGAGCUGGUUGGACCAAUGAACAUAACCGAGUUCAAAUAUAGAUGUAACUCGGAAAAGGAGGCUGUUGUACUAUACAGUGUCGGAGUUCACACAGCCGGAGAGCUCAAAGCACUACAGAAGAGAAUGGAAUCUUCUCAACUCAGAACUGUCAAUCUCACAACCAGUGACUUAGUGAAAGAUCACCUGCGUUACUUGAUGGGAGGAAGAUCUACUGUUGGAGACGAGGUUCUAUGCCGAUUCACCUUCCCCGAGAGGCCUGGUGCUCUAAUGAACUUCUUGGACUCUUUCAGUCCACGGUGGAACAUCACCCUUUUCCAUUACCGUGGACAGGGUGAGACGGGCGCGAAUGUGCUGGUCGGGAUCCAAGUCCCUGAGCAAGAAAUGGAGGAAUUUAAAAACCGAGCUAAAGCUCUUGGAUACGACUACUUCUUGGUAGAAGAAGAACCCAUCAGAGUCUUCCUUCUGAUCUUGGUUGUUCUUGAGCUUCUUUUGUCUGUUUUCUCUCGGAGUUUGAUGGAAUCGAAUGUGAUGUUCUCUGGGUUUAGCCCAAGAAUGUUGAGCUUAGAAAUGCCGCAAAAUCCACAAAAUUCAGUUCAAUUUCAGCAUCCGCAUCCUUACACCACCACCGGCGACCAACCAACUCAGCCGCCGAUGAAACCCUUAUACCCAUACGCCUCAAAACCCAAACAAUUGUCACCCAUAAGCGGCGGUGGCGGCGACGACGAAGAUCGCGGUUCGGGUUCCGGAUCCGGUUGCAACCCUGAAGACAGCGCGGGAACCGACGGGAAGAGGAAAUUGUCACAAUGGCAUAGAAUGAAAUGGACGGAUACAAUGGUUCGUCUUUUGAUCAUGGCGGUUUUCUACAUCGGCGACGAAGCUGGUUUAAACGAUCCAAUCGACGCCAAGAAAAAGACCGGCGGUGGCGGUGGUAGCGGCGGAGGAGGGAUGUUGCAGAAGAAAGGGAAGUGGAAAUCUGUGUCGAGAGCUAUGGUGGAGAAAGGUUUCUCUGUGUCGCCACAACAAUGUGAAGACAAGUUUAAUGAUUUGAACAAGAGGUACAAGAGAGUUAACGACAUUCUUGGUAAAGGAAUCGCUUGUCGUGUCGUGGAGAAUCAAGGAUUGUUAGAGAGUAUGGAUCAUUUGACUGCGAAGUUGAAACAUGAAGUCAAGAAGUUGCUUAAUUCUAAGCAUCUUUUCUUUAGAGAGAUGUGUGCUUAUCAUAAUAGUUGUGGUCAUCUUGGUGGUCAUGACCAACCACCGCAACAGAAUCCGAUUUCGAUUCCGAGUCAGCAGAACUGUUUUCACGCGGCGGAAGCAGGGAAAAUGGCGAGAAUUGCGGAGCGUGUGGAGGUGGAGGAGGAAGUAGAGUCUGAUAUGGCGGGGGAUUCGGAAUCGGAGAUGGAGGAAUCAGAGGAGGAGGUGGAGGAAGAUACGAGGAAGAAGCAGAGGAUAUCAACGGCGGUGAAGCGGCUGAGGGAAGAAGCGACGCGUGUAGUGGAAGAUGUUGGGAAGAGCAUGUGGGAGAAGAAAGAGUGGAUGAAGAGAAAGAUGUUGGAGAUUGAGGAGAAGAAGAUUGGGUAUGAGUGGGAAGCAGUGGAGAUGGAGAAGCAGAGAGUGAAGUGGAUGAGAUAUAGGAGCAAGAAGGAGAGAGAGAUGGAGAAGGCUAAGCUUGACAAUCAGCGACGGAGGCUUGAGACGGAGAGGAUGGUUCUGAAUUUACGGCGGAGUGAGAUUGAGUUGAAUGAGUUACAGUCUUCGGGUAAACGGGCUGACCCGAGUUCCGCUAAGGGGUGAUGGUGAUUAGUGUUUCAAAGUUUCAGCAUUUUAGUGUUUAGGAUUAGAAAUUUUAGAAAUUUGUAGUUUCUAAUGUGGAGGAUGCUAGGAUUCUCACGUUUUGGGACAGUAAUCAGCAAAUUAAAAUCUUUAAAAGUAU
Messenger RNA from Arabidopsis arenosa, 3360 nucleotides. NCBI's taxonomy places the organism in Eukaryota, Viridiplantae, Streptophyta, Magnoliopsida, Brassicales, Brassicaceae. The record is from the annotation of a GenBank genome assembly.